Stylophora pistillata is the source of this 3428-nucleotide messenger RNA. Its product is annotated as phosphoglucomutase-1. The record is from RefSeq and is a predicted model, not a curated record. NCBI's taxonomy places the organism in Eukaryota, Metazoa, Cnidaria, Anthozoa, Scleractinia, Pocilloporidae. Gene Ontology annotation, cellular component: cytosol. Gene Ontology annotation, molecular function: phosphoglucomutase activity; magnesium ion binding. Gene Ontology annotation, biological process: carbohydrate metabolic process.
GGAACAUGGUGACAGUCACGUUGCAAGACACCUCGCCAUUUGAUGGGCAAAAACCCGGCACAUCAGGCUUAAGGAAAGCUGUGAAAGUUUUCCAGCAGCCCCACUACACAGAAAAUUUCAUACAAUGUAUUCUAGAGUCGAUCCCGGUGGAAGAGAGGCGAGGAUGUACCUUGGUUGUCGGGGGAGAUGGAAGAUUCUUCAUGCGCGAAGCUUUUGCGAUCAUUGCCAGAAUGGCAGCCGCAAACGAAGUUGGUCAACUCAUUAUUGGUCAGAAUGGCAUCUUUUCAACCCCAGCUGUGUCCUGUAUUAUUAGAAAAAUGAAAGCAACAGGUGGGAUUCUUCUCACUGCAAGCCACAAUCCAGGAGGUCCAGAUGGUGACUUUGGAAUCAAGUUCAAUAUCAAGAAUGGAGGUCCAGCUCCAGAGGCAAUCACCAAUGAGAUUUUCUCAAAGACAAAAACAAUAAAAUCAUACAAGAUCUGUCAUGAUAUUACUGUUGAUCCUGACACUAUUGGAAGCCAAUCUUGGGAGGUAGAAGGACGUAAUUUCAUUGUGACGAUUAGAGACUCAGUGGAAGAUUACACAUUGCUCAUGAAAGAGAUUUUUGACUUUGAUCUGUUGAAGAAAUUGAUUGCUGGAACGGAAGGUCAAGCACCAUUCAAGUUUGUUGCCAGUGCUAUGUAUGGAGUGACUGGUCCAUAUUUGAAGAAAAUCUUCUGUCAAGAACUGGGCACACCAGAAUCAUACACCUUGAAGUGUGAACCAAAAGAAGAUUUUGGGGGCCAUCAUCCUGAUCCUAAUCAAACAUAUGCCUCUGAUCUCGUGAACCUGCUUAAAAAGGGAGAACAUCAACUGGGAGCAGCCUUUGAUGGCGAUGGGGAUCGUAAUAUGAUUCUUGGGGAAAAUGGAUUCUUUGUGACCCCAUCAGAUUCUGUUGCCGUCAUUGCUGAUAAUGCCAAGUGCAUUCCAUACUUUGUCAAGACAGGAUUGAAAGGUGUGGCCCGUAGCAUGCCAACAAGUGCUGCUGUGGACAGAGUGGGACAGAAAGUUGGAGUUGAAUGCUUUGAAGUUCCAACUGGCUGGAAAUUCUUUGGAAACCUGAUGGAUGCUCAGCGUUUAUCUCUUUGUGGUGAAGAGAGCUUUGGUACAGGAUCAGAUCACAUCAGGGAGAAAGAUGGUAUCUGGGCAUUUCUUGCUUGGCUGUCAAUAAUUGCAAGCAGAAAGAUGUCUGUCCAGAACAUAUUGAAAGACUUCUGGAAGAAGUAUGGAAGGAGUUUUUUUGUGAGGUGUGAUUAUGAGAAUGUAGAAGCAGAGGGAGCCAAGAAGAUGAUAGAACUGCUAAGACAGAUAGCCAAAGAUGAAGUUCUGGUGAACAAAUCUUUAACAGGAGGCAGUGGCCAGGAUCAGAAGACAUACGAAGUGAAGUUAAUGGAUGACUUUUCCUACACUGAUCCCAUUGAUGGGAGUGUGACUGAGAAACAGGGUGUGCGUAUGAUUUUCACUGAUGGAUCCCGUGUCAUCUUCCGUUUGAGUGGAACAGGAAGUGCUGGUGCAACAAUCCGUGUUUACGUAGAAAGUUAUGAACCAGAUGAAUCAAAGCAUUUACUUGAUGCUCAGAUUGUUCUCAAACCUCUACUAGACAUAGCUCUCAAAGUCUCCAAGCUACAAGAGUUUACUGGCCGAAAUGAACCAACUGUCAUAACAUAACAGAGGGUAUGCACCAGGAGAAGACGUAAAUGUUCCCCAAGAAGGUACACACUGCUGGAGAGGACAGAUUAAUUUGUCACUGCGUAGACAUGGAUAAUUAGGUUAUUGGGUACAAUUGCCCUCUUUUUCUCAAUUUUAAAAUUUGGUGGCGAGGUGUGCUCUUAGAAUAAUUAUUUAUUGUAGUUAUAGUGUAUUGUGGGACGAGAAAGCAAAGUAUUUCGGUGUGUACAAUUUUUGGUUUUGCUCGUGAGCAAUAUAAGUAAUAUUGGAGAGUUGAUAAAUAUAAAAAUGUUACCCCGGUGGAGGAAAAAAGUGAUUAAAAUCUUUAUAAACCCAAUGUUUUAGCCAUCAAUAGAGGAAUUGUAAGAAUUGUCACUGUUUAAUUUGCCUGUUGUGUUUUUUAAUCAUUAAGUGAUGUCGGAGGGUGAAUGAAAAUUGAGCUUAAAAUGUUUUUUAUUUACAGUGUUAGUUAUUUACAUCUUGCCCUUUUUGAAAAAAAUUUAAUUUUUUUAAUUUAUUUUAUUUAUUUCCACAAUUACAACAGUUACAAUUCUUUUUUCAACAAUCAAGUUACAGAAGAAUGAAUGAAGUUUGGUUACAGAUGUCAACAAUGACACCAUAUUGAAAAUAUGUUGUCAAUUCUUAUCUACUUAAAUGUUACUUAAUUAAUAUACAUGAAAUAAUGACAAGGAUCACAUAGAAGAAAUAGAUCACAGUGCAUCAUGAUGCAUGUUGGUGAUGGAGGUGAUUUUUUAGUCUUGACCAGAUUCGAGGUUUAACUUUUAGUACCAGUACGUAUAAUUAGAGGCAAGCUGUUUUGGAGACACUGUAUUUAAUGUUGCAGAUCAAGAAUCUCUCGAAGGUCAUGGUAUUACAAAAUAGUGCAUUCUCACUUACUUAACAAAUCCAACCAUAUGAAAUUUUCCCUUGUAUGAACUCUGGAGAUGAAUUUUAAUUAGUUUUCACAAAUUUUGAUAAGUAUCUGAAUUUUUUUAAGUCGAUGCCUUACAUGUAUGUAAGGGUUCACUUAUUUUGUUUCAAUUAACUCAAUUUUUUUUUCUUGAAUGCCUAAGGAAUUGAUACAUUUUUAAACCCUUUAAAACUAAGGGUGACCAGCAGCUAAUUUCUCUUUACAAUAUCACCCCUGAGUCAUUCAUUCAGGUCACAAGAAUAAAGGAAAUGAUCAUAAACUUAAGAAGUUCUUGAUUGUUUGACAAAUUGUCCUUGUCAGCAGCUGAGGAAAUGAAUGAAUAUGGAGAAUGUUGGGGAUAAUUUGCAGAGAGAUUUUCUGAUGCGUAGUUGUAGAAUAAUAUAAACGCUUUAAUUACGAUCAUCUCAUGGUUGUUGACAACCUCGGGCUCAACAAGCUCCAAAUACAAACAUUUCCACCAUUUGUGAUAUUUUGUGUUGUCUUGAAUUAUCUACACCUAUGGUAAAAACUGAACGAAAGAAAACUUGAAUUAACAACUGAUCCGGGUAGAAGGAAAUUAUAAACCUGAUACUUAAAUUUUCUGUGCAAUCAACAGUAGGGAAAAAACAAAACUGCAACAAGCAUAGCAAUUUUGCAACAACAAGAGCAGUACAAUCAACUUUAUUUUUUUAAUAUUUUUUCAAGGGUGGUACUUGACAGUAAAAAGUACUGUUACCUUCAAAGAAUUUUGUGAGUGCAUUGUGCACCAGAUGUGGACAGGAAAUAAUAAAUUACUCAAUUUCAGUGUCAAA